Messenger RNA from Acanthaster planci (crown-of-thorns starfish), 3896 nucleotides. RefSeq lists its product as uncharacterized. Gene Ontology annotation, cellular component: nucleus. NCBI's taxonomy places the organism in Eukaryota, Metazoa, Echinodermata, Asteroidea, Valvatida, Acanthasteridae. Gene Ontology annotation, biological process: regulation of transcription by RNA polymerase II. The record is from RefSeq and is a predicted model, not a curated record. Gene Ontology annotation, molecular function: transcription coregulator activity.
CUUUUUCAACAGGAAACAGUCGUCUGUUACUUUAAGUUUGCGCAAAACGUCGACGUCACGCUCACCGCCCUUUCCUUUUCACGGUAGAAACCCGUGUGACUCGCAAUGAACGGGAAUCCAAUAUUCGGCGAUCAGGGGCCACUACCAAUAUUCAACCAUCUCACAAACUCCUGUGCCGAAACUCUGGUGUCUAAAGGCUUGGAAAUCAGCCCAGAUUUGGGGGAGACCAUCCAAAAUCAGGAAACUUACCCAGUGCUUUUAGUUGGGGAGACCGGUGAGACUCUGAGAAUUCAAGAUGGCGGCACUGAGGGAAACGAAGAGGGAAAAGUCGCACAUAAUCUGCAAGCAGCACCAAAAAAUAGCAGCGGCGAUCAACUUUCCGACGAUAUCCUCCUGUUUGUGCGAUCAGAAAGUGUCGACAACAGUCCACAUACCUCCGUGAAUGUUUCUCUGGAACCCUCCUAUUUGGGAAGCCCAAACUCGGCCAUUUUGCCGCUGGAAGGUGGCUUGCCACGUGAGCAGGGUAGCGUGAACCCCAGUGAUCAAAGAUUAGAUGGCAUAGACAGUAGUGAGUUGGUUCAGAACCCGGAAGUAAACGCAACCAUCGCCUUACCGCCUGUCGCUACUGUCCAAUCAGAUUCAGUUUCCUCACGUACCUCCAAGUCACAUUCACAAAUAAUUGAUGCUCUAAAUCUUAGCUCAAGCAAAAUGAUAUCCAUCGGGUCUGAAGCCAGUAGCAGUCAGCCUAGGUUGGCAAUUACUGGAGGGACUUCCGUUCUUGACAUGGGUAACAGCCCUGUGUAUAGUGUUCAGGACCUGAACUUGGGUAGGUUGACAGAGAGUCUUCAAGGAGCACAGGUUCAAAAUACCGCUGUUGUGAUGGGAGGAGAGGUGAAUAUUCCCCAAGCAGAAAUUCUGAGUUCAGUUCCAGUGGUAUCCAACACAGGCCAGCUUGAACUUAGUGUCGCCACAUUACCAGCAGUAGGUAUGGCGGGCACCACUGCUCUGGGUAAUGUUGGCCAGCCAGUGAUGUACAUCAUUACAAGCCGUGACCGCAACACGGGAGCAACACAGCGAUUCCGCGUAACCGUUGAUGCCGAGUCAGUCGCCACCGCCCCCAUUGGGAACCUGUCCCUCAAUACUGGAUUGCCAGCUCUCCAAAUCGGAAGUCAUUGGGUAGUGCAACAGCAACCAGAUGCAGGGGUCAGUGGAAGGCUCUUGUCCAGUGAUGGGGCAUCAGCGGCCGUUGAUGGCAGUGGUGACAAUACAGCCGUUGGUGUCAUAAACACACAAGUUGUGCCAAGCAUUGAAACCCAGACCACAAGUGAUGCUACUGCUUUUGUCAAAGCUAACCUAGGUUCUGGCGAUGUGGAAGCACAUUUCUCAGGAUUUAUUUUAAAACCAAAUGCAAAAGAAGAGAAAGUUUUUUGCUGCACGUUUGAGGGAUGUCGGGAGAUCUUCACAACUAAAAAGAAAUUGAAACUACAUCAACUUGUCCAUGCCGACGACAGACCACAUAAGUGUACAGUGGAGGGCUGUGAUUGGACGUUUCCAACGUUGUAUAAGUUGAGGAGGCAUUUAGCAGGACACACUGGAGCCAGACCUUUCACUUGUGAGGAUUGUAAAGCCCAAUUCUCUACCAUCUACAACCUCAAUAUGCACAAGAAACGCCAUGAGCGACCAGAUGCAUUUGUGUGUGAGGUCAAAGGUUGCGAACAGAUCUUCCCUACGAUGAGUAAACUCACUAACCAUCUCCGUACCCACUUCCCAGAACGUCGAAUCAAGUGUAAAUACCCCGGUUGUGACAAGUCUUUCACUACGACCUGCGGCAUGGGCUCCCACUAUCGCAUUCAUGACCGUGAUGAGACCAUCUUCCCAUGCCUGGUGGAAGGUUGUAACAAGGUGUACAAUAAGGCAUGUCGUCUCAAACUACACAUGCGAUCUCACACGGGGGAGAGACCCUUCAAAUGUACUGCCGAGGGAUGCUCGUGGGCUUUCACCUGCAUUCAGAAACUCAAGCGUCACAUGGUUCAACACACUGGCGAUCGGCAGUACGAGUGCAAUCGGCCCGGUUGUCACAAACUCUUCACUCGGCUGGAACAUCUCAAGACUCACAUCAAAACUCACACCGGAGAGAAACCAUUCACCUGCCCAGAGAAAGACUGCGAUGCACGGUUUGCAUCUCGCAGUAGCCUGUUCAUGCACGUCAAGCGACACAAGCAAGGCUGCACAGCCAAGCAGAAGACAAUCUUCAACUGCCCGAUGGAUGAAUGCAACCAGUCAUAUACUACCAAAGAUGGGUUGAAGAAGCAUAUCCUGACCGUGCAUAGCAUCAUGCUACCCAGUGCCAGCAACGAGUCAGAGUUGGUGUAUAUUCCAACUGAGAACCCUCAAGCCAUGGUAGAUGCCAUGACAGAUCCAGGCCUGUUGCAGAGUCCUACAGUGGUUCGAAUAACCCAAGCCUCAGCCUCUGACUCCAGCCCAACCAAUCAGCUCUCAGUAAAUCCACUCAACAAAGAUGGCACAACCUCUUCAGCCAAUCAGAAUCAGCCCGGCGGACUGGUACCCUACACCUCCGGUGCUGGUCUGAUAGUGGACAGCAACGGGUCACCGGUGAGCUUUGUCAACUCUCCAACAACGCAGGCUUCAUUGUCGUGGAGCUCCAGGGGUCUACACCACGAGAAUUGGAGCGGGUCAGCACGGACAGACUUCAUGUACAUGCAAGGAGGAAAGAAGGGCAAACUCACAAGAAAUUCUGAGAGUUGUGAAUCCGAGACAGACGGUGCCCUCACGUCAUCUUACAUCCCCUCCAGUUUCAGCAUGACGACCACAGCGUCAUUGACACUGCGGGAUCCAGCAACUGGGGCACGCUAUGUUCAAACCCAACUGUUACAAGAUGAUCCCCCAGACGAGAGUGAGCUCACCUUCCCAUUGACCUCACACCCCACGACCUCAGAGUCCUCAACCAGCGACCUCAAUGUAUCCACCAUCUUGCCAGCCGCUGACCCUAACAGCCAUGCUCAGUGUCCAACAUCCAGCAGCGUUGAUUUCCUUCAAACUGAUCGGGAGAUGGAAUCAUCCAUUGAUGGUUUUCGAGAGAGCACCAUUAACUUACAGGAUUUAGAAUAAUUCUAACUACUCAAGCACUCGGAGUUUCUCGACCUUUUUUGCAUUUAUUUUCAUUUGAAAAUGUUCCAUUCAAGUCAAAGAAAUUGUGUAGUGCUCAGAGUGGGUACCGUGUGGCAUUCUUAAAAGUUGAGGGUGGGAGAUGUCAUCACCAGACCACAGUCGGCUAAAUGACCUUACAGUCAGCUAAAUGACUCAAUGCAAGAACUGAGAUGACAGUGCUGCGAGAGCCAAAGAAAGAUGCGUUGCAUGCAGGUACCACUUUGACAUGCGAGUUGCACACAGUGCAUGGAACAUGUUCAAUGAAAUGAUGACAAACACCUGUUGUGUCUGUGAAUAGGCAUGCCUGACAGGAACACACUUGAAUUUCAGUAAUGACAAUGUUAUUGUUUCCACGCCCCUUUUUCUUCAUCUAUUUUUACUUGGUGAAACCUAGCUCCAAUCAAUUUUUUUCACUUUACACAGGUUUUUAUGAUCAGAGACCAAAUGUGGCUUUUCAGUAUUGUUUUGUUUUUCUUUUUUUUUUAUCUUUUACGUUUUUGUUUUUUUUCUGUUUUUUUUUUGUUUUUUGUUUUUUGGUUUUUUUUUUUUUUUUUUAGGUUUUCCAUGCCAUGUCAUCUUAUCAACCUAGUCAGGUUGGCAAAGUGGUUCUUUCCUCACCUCCCACCUCUGCAGUUUUGAGUGCGAUUCCCGACUCAGUCCACAUGUGGAUUGGGUUUUCAGUCCCUACCUGAUUCCGUGGGUUUUACCCAGAAUAUUCCUCUGGGGUU